Molecule: messenger RNA, 6307 nt
Organism: Eleginops maclovinus (Patagonian blennie)
Lineage: Eukaryota; Metazoa; Chordata; Actinopteri; Perciformes; Eleginopidae
Gene: myh7ba
Product: myosin, heavy chain 7B, cardiac muscle, beta a
Cellular component (GO): myosin II complex; cytoplasm; myosin filament
Molecular function (GO): actin filament binding; ATP binding; microfilament motor activity
Source: RefSeq, a predicted model, not a curated record
AGCAAGUUGUCAUUUCGUUGUGAUCUUCCUGUGGUCAGUGGACAACUUUUUGCCUGUUUGGAAUUCCUCGCCUUGUCUGUGUCGUUGGUCGCUCCGGUUGUUUUUGGACCGGGGAGCAGCUGCCGCCAUGUCGCGCUAUGACACGAAGGAGUUCGGGGAGGCUGCUCAGUUUUUACGCAAAUCCGACCUGGAGCUGAUGGCGUCCCACACCGUGGCUUUUGACGGUAAGAAGCGGGCCUGGGUCCCGGAUGAAAAGGAAGCGUACAUCGAGAUCGAGAUCAGAGAGCGCAGCGGUGACAAAGUCAUUGUUGACAGCAAAGAUGGAAGGACGCUGACAGUGAAGGAGAGCGACAUCCAGCAGAUGAAUCCACCUAAGUAUGACAUGAUCGAAGACAUGGCCAUGCUGACGCACCUGAACGAGGCCUCGGUGCUGUUCAACCUGCGCAGGCGUUACUCUGCCUGGAUGAUCUAUACGUACUCCGGCCUCUUCUGUGUGACGGUGAAUCCGUACAAAUGGCUGCCCGUCUACUCCGCCCCUGUGGUCGCUGCCUACAAAGGCAAACGCCGCUCUGAGGCGCCGCCGCACAUCUACUCCAUCGCAGACAAUGCAUACAACGACAUGCUGCGCAAUCGGGAGAACCAGUCCAUGCUCAUCACCGGAGAAUCCGGUGCUGGCAAAACUGUCAACACGAAACGUGUCAUUCAGUAUUUUGCCAUUGUGGCAGCUAUUGGGGACACAACUGCAAAGAAAGGACAAGGUCCUGCUACGAAAACAGGGGGGACUCUUGAGGAUCAAAUCAUUGAGGCAAACCCCGCCAUGGAGGCAUUUGGAAAUGCUAAAACGCUAAGGAAUGACAACUCAUCCCGCUUUGGCAAGUUCAUCAGGAUCCACUUUGGACCGACUGGCAAACUGGCUUCCUCUGAUAUUGAUAUAUAUCUUCUGGAAAAAUCCAGAGUGAUAUUCCAGCAGCCCGGAGAGAGGAGCUACCACAUCUACUACCAGAUCAUGUCUCAGAAGAAACCAGAACUGUUAGACAUGCUGCUGGUGUCCUCCAACCCGUACGAUUACCACUUCUGCUCCCAGGGCGUGAUCUCUGUGGAGAAUGACGACGGAGAGGAGCUGAUGGCCACCGAUCACGCCAUGGACAUCCUGGGCUUCCAGUCCGAUGAGAAGUACGGCUGCUAUAAAAUAGUGGGAGCCAUCAUGCACUUUGGAAACAUGAAGUUCAAGCAGAAGCAGCGCGAGGAGCAGGCGGAGGCCGACGGCAGUGAAAGUGCGGACAAGGCCUCGUACCUGAUGGGCGUCAGCUCAGCCGACCUCAUCAAGGGCCUCCUGCACCCGAGGGUGAAGGUGGGGAACGAGUACGUGGUGAAGGGGCAGAAUGUCGAACAGGUUAACUUCUCCGUCGGCGCUCUGGCCAAAGCCACGUAUGACCGCAUGUUCAAGUGGCUGGUGGGGCGGAUCAACCGCACACUGUACACCUCGCUGCCUCGCCAGUACUUCAUCGGGGUGCUGGACAUUGCAGGGUUCGAGAUCUUUGAACUCAACAGCUUCGAGCAGCUAUGCAUCAACUUCACAAAUGAAAAACUGCAACAGUAUUUCAACCACCACAUGUUCAUCCUGGAGCAGGAGGAGUACAAGAGGGAGGGCAUCGAGUGGACCUUCAUCGACUUCGGGCUCGACCUUCAAGCUUGCAUCGAUCUCAUCGAAAAGCCGCUGGGCAUCAUGUCAAUCCUCGAAGAGGAGUGCAUGUUCCCAAAGGCCACAGACGGCAGCUUCAAAGCCAAGAUGUAUGAUAAUCACAUCGGCAAGUCGCCUAACUUCCAAAAGCCACGGCCGGACAAGAAGCGCAAGUACGAGGCGCAUUUUGAGCUGGUGCACUACGCCGGCGUGGUACCGUAUAACAUCGCUGGCUGGCUGGAGAAAAACAAAGACCCUCUGAAUGAGACGGUGGUGGCUUGUUUCCGGAAGUCGUCCAACAAGCUGCUGGCUUCUCUGUACGAGAAUUACGUGAACUCAGACUCAGUGUCUGAACCCAAAGCUGGCAGCAAGGAAAAGAGGAAGAAGGCGGCCUCUUUCCAGACCGUGUCUCAGCUUCACAAGGAAAACCUUAACAAGCUGAUGACCGCCCUGCGCAGCACCCAGCCUCACUUUGUGCGCUGCAUCAUCCCCAAUGAGACCAAGACUCCAGGGAUCAUGGACGCCUUCUUGGUUCUGCACCAGCUGCGCUGCAAUGGCGUGCUGGAAGGCAUCAGGAUCUGCAGGAAAGGCUUUCCCAACCGCAUCCUCUAUGCUGAAUUCAAACAGCGCUACCGCAUCCUGAACCCUCAUUGCAUCCCCGAUGAUAAGUUCAUGGACAGCAGGAUGGCUGCAGAGAAGCUGCUGGCCUCCCUGGACAUCGACCACAACCAGUACAGAUUUGGACACACAAAGGUGUUCUUUAAGGCCGGCCUGCUGGGUCAACUCGAGGAAAUGAGGGACGAGCGCCUGGCUAAAAUCCUUACGCUGCUGCAGGCGGCCGCUCGGGGCAGGAUGAUGAGGAAGGAGCUGAAUAAGUUCUCCGAAAUGAAGGAGGCUCUAAUGAUCAUCCAGUGGAACAUUCGGGCCUUUAACGCUGUCAAGCACUGGCCCUGGAUGAAGCUCUUCUUCAAAAUCAAGCCCCUGCUGAAGAGUGCCGCCACCGAGAAGGAGCUGGCCGCUCUGAAGGAAGAGAUGACCAAGCUGAAGGAGGCUCUGGACAAAUCUGAGGUCAAGCGCAAAGAGCUGGAGGAGAAGCAGGUCAGCCUGGUCCAGGAGAAGAACGAUCUCUCCCUACAGCUGCAGGCAGAGCAGGACAAUCUUGCAGAUGCCGAGGACCGCUGUGAGCUGCUCAUCAAAACUAAGAUCCAGCUGGAGGCCAAACUGAAGGAGAUCACGGAGAGACUGGAGGAUGAGGAGGAGAUGAGCUCUAACGUGCUUGCCAAGAAGCGCAAGCUCGAGGAUGAGUGCGCCGAGCUGAAGAGAGACAUCGACGACCUGGAGAUCACUCUGGCUAAAGUGGAAAAGGAAAAACAUGCCACCGAAAACAAGGUGAAAAACCUGAUUGAGGAAAUGGCAGUGCUGGACGAAACCAUCCUGAAGUUGACCAAAGAGAAGAAGGCUCUUCAGGAGGCUCACCAGCAGACUCUGGAUGACCUGCAGGCGGAGGAAGACAAAGUCAACACUCUGACCAAAGCCAAGGCAAAGCUGGAGCAACAAGUAGAUGACCUGGAGGGAUCACUGGAGCAAGAGAAGAAGCUGCGUAUGGACCUGGAACGGGUCAAACGUAAGCUGGAGGGAGAUCUGAAACUCUCCCUGGAGUCGGUUAUGGACUUGGAGAACGACAAGCAGCAACUCGAAGAGAAGCUGAAAAAAAAAGACUUUGAAAUGAAUUCGAUGAGCGUAAGGGUUGAAGAUGAGCAAGUCUUGGUCAAUCAGCUCGAGAAGAAGAUAAAGGAGCUACAGGCUCAUACAGAGGAGCUGGAGGAGGAACUGGAGGCCGACCGGGCUUGCAGGGCCAAAGUGGAGAAGCAGCGUGCCGAUGUGGCUCGUGAGCUGGAGGAGCUGAGCGAGCGCCUGGAAGAGGCCGGAGGGGCGACCGCUGCCCAGAUCGAAUUCAACAAGAAGAGGGAGGCUGAUUUCCUGAAGCUACGUCGAGACCUGGAGGAAGCCAUGCUGCACCACGAUGCCACGACUGCCUCUUUGCGGAAGAAGCACGCAGACAGCGUCGCGGAGCUGAGCGAGCAGAUCGACAGCCUGCAGCGAGUCAAGCAGAAACUUGAGAAGGAGAGGGCCGAGGCCAAGAUGGAGGUCGAUGAUCUGGCCUCUACUGUGGAGCAGCUGUCCAAGGGCAAGGCCAUUUCAGAGAAGAUGUGCCGCCUGUAUGAAGACCAAAUGAACGAGGCUAAAGCCAAGGCUGAAGAGCUCCAGAGGCAGCUCAACGAGACCACUACCCAGAAGGCCCGUGCUCAGGCUGAGAGUGCCGAGGUGGGCAGGAAGCUUGAAGAGCGGGAGUCCAUGGUCUCCCAACUCCAGCGAGCCAAAACCUCCUACAGCCAGAAUGUGGAGGAGCUCAAGAAACAGCUGGAGGAGGAGAAUAAGGCGAAGAACGCCCUGGCCCAUGCACUGCAGUCAUCUCGACACGACUGUGAUCUCCUGAGAGAGCAGUACGAAGAGGAGCAGGAGAACAAGGCCGAGUUGCAGAGAGGUCUGUCCAAGGCCAACGCCGAGGUGGCUCAGUGGAGGACUAAGUACGAAACUGACGCCAUCCAGAGGACCGAGGAGCUGGAGGAAGCCAAGAAGAAGCUGGUGACGCGUCUGCAGGAAGCUGAGGAGACGGUGGAGGCUUCCAAUGCCAAGUGCUCCUCCCUGGAGAAGACUAAACAUCGGCUCCAGACAGAGAUAGAGGACCUGGUCAUUGAUCUGGAGCGCUCCAAUGCUGCAGCUGCUGCCCUGGACAAGAAGCAGCGCAACUUUGACAAGGUGCUGGCUGAGUGGAAACAGAAGUAUGAAGAGUGCCAGUCAGAGCUGGAGGGAUCUCAAAAAGAGUCUCGCAGCCUGAGCACAGAGCUCUUCAAACUUAAGAACUCCUAUGAAGAGUCUCUGGAUCAUCUGGAGACCAUGAAGAGGGAGAACAAGAACCUCCAAGAGGAGAUCUCUGACCUGUCUGAUCAAAUCAGUCAGGGAGUGAAGACCAUCCACGAGCUGGAGAAAAUAAAGAAGGGUCUGGAUUUGGAGAAAAGCGAGAUUCAGGCUGCCCUGGAGGAAGCUGAAAGCACUCUGGAGCAUGAAGAAAGCAAAACUCUCCGAAUCCAGCUGGAGCUUAACCAGAUCAAGUCCGAGGUUGACAGAAAGCUGGCAGAGAAGGAUGAGGAAAUUGACAGCCUUCGCCGUAACCACCAGAGAAUGCUGGAGUCCAUGCAGGCUAACUUGGAUGCCGAGGCCAAGUCUCGCAACGAGGCUGUGCGCCUGAGGAAGAAGAUGGAGGGCGACCUCAACGAGAUGGAGGUGCAGCUGAGCCAUGCUAACAGGCAGGCGGCAGAGUCCCAGAAACUCCUGAGAAACCUGCAGGUUCAGUUCAAAGAAAUUCAGAUGGAGCUCGAUGACACCACUCACCAGAACGAGGAGCUGAAGGAGCAGGUGGCAAUGACGGAGCGCCGCAACAACCUGCUGGCUGCGGAGGUGGAGGAGCUCAGGGCUCAGCUGGAGCAGAACGACCGAGCCCGCAAACUAGCUGAGCAUGAGCUGCUGGAGGCCACGGAGAGAGUCAACCUGUUGCACUCUCAGAACACUGGACUGAUCAACCACAAGAAGAAGCUGGAGAACGAUCUGUCCAUGCUCUCGAAUGAGGUGGACGAUGCCGUGCAGGAGUGCCGCAAUGCAGAGGAGAAGGCUAAAAAGGCCAUCACUGAUGCAGCCAUGAUGGCAGAGGAGCUGAAGAAGGAGCAGGACACCAGCGCCCAUCUGGAGAGGAUGAAGAAAAACAUGGAGCAGACCAUAAAGGAUCUGCAGAUGCGUCUGGACGAAGCCGAGCAGAUCGCCCUCAAGGGCGGCAAGAAGCAGGUCCAGAAGCUGGAGGCCAGGGUCAAAGAACUGGAGAAUGAAAUGGAGUUAGAGCAGAAGAAGAGCCAGGAGUAUCAGAAGGGAGUACGCAAGUACGAGAGGAGAAUCAAAGAGCUCUCCUACCAGGCUGAGGAAGACAAGAAGAACCUGAUCCGCAUGCAGGACCUCAUCGACAAGCUGCAGGUCAAAGUGAAGAGUUACAAGAGACAGACUGAAGAAGCGGAGGAGCAGGCAAACACCAACCUCUCCAAGUACAGGAAGCUGCAGCAUGAGCUGGAUGACGCAGCGGAGCGGGCUGAUACGGCCGAAUCGCAGGUCAACAAGCUCCGUGUCCGCACCCGUGACCAAGGAAGCAAGCACGCUGAGUGAUGCGAGGGCGGGCGCUGCAGCCAGACAUAUCACAGCCAGCCAGCUGCAACAGCUGUGCUCCACUGUGAUCCCAAAUAAAGACUUCAAAAGUCGACUUCAAAUAUGGCUGCUCGUUUUUGUUUGAGUGUGAAUAUGUGAUAAAGAUAGAAAUCCCACAAGGAAGGUCUAAAGAAGAAUUUAUUAUAUUAUUAAUUUGACAAACAGCUGUUAAAUAAGAAAAAAAUGAAGUUAAAUACCAGCAUUAGAGGGGGAACAUGUGGGUGAAAGUGGGUUACAGAAGAAGCUAUAGUCUGUUUGUCUGAUGGCCAAACAGGGUUAGAAGGAGGUUAAGACUGGAGGGUGCAGAGGUGAAAUUUA